This is a messenger RNA of Ilyonectria robusta, 1512 nucleotides long. RefSeq lists its product as uncharacterized. The transcript has 3 exons. Lineage: Eukaryota; Fungi; Ascomycota; Sordariomycetes; Hypocreales; Nectriaceae. The coding region runs from base 1 to 1512 and encodes 503 amino acids. The record is from RefSeq and is a predicted model, not a curated record.
AUGCCAUCUAUCUCGCUCCCAGGCCAAGCCCACGUUCAGGACCUCUGGAACAAGGCUUUCGACUCUCUUGACGACGGCUUGCAGUCGAAUCUGCAUCAUGCUACGACACACAAGCGCGACAUAUUGGCGGCAGUCUUGACGGUGGCUGAGGACAAGAGGGCUACCAGUCUCCGCAAACGAUGGAAAUUCAAACGACCGAAUGGCGAGGAGGUUGUGCUUCGCGACCUUCUUGAGAAGAUUGCCAAAUGGAUCAACUGUUUCAAAGCAGUUGGCGAUGUCGCCGUACAAUUCGACGCCAGCAACGCUUCGCUGCCUUGGGCGGCGGUAAGGUUCCUACUACAGAUCACGGUCAACGAUGUUCAACAAUUCGGUGCCAUGGUUCAAGAUCUCGAGGUUGUUUCUCGGAUCAUUGCUCGCUACAAAGAGUUUGAGCUUUUGCAUCUUUCCCAAAAUUCUUCUCUGCAACCAGCGCUAGAAAUCGCCCUCGCUGGUCUCUACGCGGAGGUUCUGACGCACUUGGCCCAGACCAUAGAUUUCUUUUCAAAGUCGACACCCGUCCGGGUGGUAAAGGGUGUCUUUAGGGUUGGCGAUGAGAACUGCAUUCAGAAGAUACUGAUCCAAGAGAAUGAAGUCCUAAAACUGGCUAAGCUCCAAGACACCGAGGUUCUGCGCUCUCUGGAGAUAACAGUUCUCCGGCUUCGGGAUCAGUCCAACCACAACACCCGACUCCUUGAUGAAGAACGCCUCGUCAAGAUGGUAUCGUGGCUGUCACUAUCACCUUUUCCCAUCCAUCACGAAACGAUCUCUCAGUCAAAGACGCCAAACUUUGGCCAAUGGCUGCUCAAGCACGAGACUUACCGGGACUGGUGUCAGACUAGCUCCUCGUCCACCCUUUGGCUUCACGGAAUCAUGGGCUCAGGCAAGACAUAUCUUUGCUCGGUGGUGGUGGACUCGCUGCUGGCCACCGCUGCCUCGCAGAGUGGUUCUACCCCCUUUGCGUACUUUUACUGCCUUAGAACCGACUCAGAACCAGAGCGAUCUUCGAUAGAUGGCAUUAUCACUGAAGCUGUGGUAAUUUGCGCUCUAGAGAAUCGUGAACCUUGCCCAUCACUUUUACAAGCUCUCUGGCAACGCAAUCCGUCUCUCGUCGUCACUCCGCUGAUGAUGAAAGCCGCCAAAUCUAUCGUGGAGCUCGAGUUCCUCCUCCAACGCCUUGGCCCAGCGGGGGGGAGAUUGCAAGACGUCGCUAAAUUUGUAUCUGAGAAUGACGAGAAUUACAGCCGCAACUCUGCGUCACGGGCAGAGUUGCUGGCUUGCCUCAUCCGUCACGACUCGAAGAUCAAACUCACGGCGCUGAUGGUUGAGAGUAUCCUGCCAAUUAGGAACCUUGCGCUACUGGAUGAGUUUCUCACACAUGAGCCCGCUCUUCCCGUCACAGAAGAGCUCUUCCUCAAUAUCUUCAAAAGACUUUUCCGAGACAAUGAACUCUCGGAGAGAUGCGUGACGCUAUAG